This is a messenger RNA of Opisthorchis viverrini, 3960 nucleotides long. RefSeq lists its product as hypothetical. The record is from RefSeq and is a predicted model, not a curated record. Gene Ontology annotation, cellular component: membrane. The coding region runs from base 1 to 3960 and encodes 1319 amino acids. NCBI's taxonomy places the organism in Eukaryota, Metazoa, Platyhelminthes, Trematoda, Opisthorchiida, Opisthorchiidae. Gene Ontology annotation, biological process: heparan sulfate proteoglycan biosynthetic process; chondroitin sulfate proteoglycan biosynthetic process. Gene Ontology annotation, molecular function: protein xylosyltransferase activity. The transcript has 17 exons.
AUGAGGUACAAAUGGAUACGCAAAGAUAACCCGACAGUCAAAACCAAGAGCUUUCAGUGGAGAAGCACCGAGGGCUCCUACCGGCGCGGACAAUGGCCAGGACCCUCCCUCACCAUCUCUUCAAUGGGUCGGUUGCCCGUUUAUCUAUUUAGAUGCGCCCUUGCCUUGCAGACAUUCGUCAUAGUCUUGCUUGUACGCAGGCUCUUUUUUGGACAAGUGGGGAACAACCUAGACGAUUGGGUUCCAGUAUCGCUUUCAACGUUUUCCACGCGUCCUGAUACUGCAUUUCUUUGUAUCAACAAAAGCCGCUAUGCUUUGAGUGCUUUCAACAGGUCGAACUCCACUCACUGCAGAGAUUAUUUUAUCAAUGUGAUGUGUAACGGAGCUGCCAUGAAACCUCUGGACACACGCACUGAAUGUCCUCACAGAAAACCUCCUGGUGACCAACCCGUAAUAAUCGGGUGUUACGCCAUCAACACGGACCUUCUUAGUUCUUUCGUGUUAACCGAACCCCGGCUGGACACUGAUUGCUUGCACCUUUGUCGACAGUCAGGAGUACGCUACGCAUUUACCACAGCCAGCAGGAUAUGUGGAUGCAGGCAGCAGCUACCUUCAACUGGGUCAUGGCUUCCACCAUCUGCCUGUUUCUCUCCUUGCUUGCUUCCCGCACAUGCAAAUAUAUCCAUCCAGCGGCUACAACUUCCGUUGUGUGGCAGCCAGGUCGCUAUCCAGGUAACUGAUACGGCCUCCUUACCUCCGUUACAUAAUCAGCCAGAUCCUUUGAGCCAGUCCACAAUCACUGCACCCGACGUCGUACGGCCUGUUCGAAUCGUCUACUUGUUGGUUUUACACGGGCGAAGCUGGUACCAAAUCAAGCGGCUUUUUCGUCUGAUUUUCUACACCCGUCAUUACUACUACAUUCAUGUAGACGCGAGAUCCAAUUACCUUUACCAACGGGUCCUUCAUUUGUCCAAACGUUAUCCACAUAACGUGUACGUCACGGAAAAGCGUUGGGUCCCAAUAUGGGGUGGGACGGAUCUGCUACUAAUGAUGCUUAGCGCCAUGCAUCACCUGAUUGUCGAUAUGGGUUCUAAGUGGCAUUGGGAUUUUUUCAUCAACCUCAGUGGCACCGACCUGCCUGUCAGACCACAAAAUCAACUGAUCGCCUAUCUCAGUCAACAACGAGGCAAGAUCUUCUUGCAUUCCAAUCCAAACAGACCUCAGUUCAUCGUUUCUCAGGGUUUCGAUCGACUGUUCGCCAGUUGCGAUCAGUACAUGUGGGACCUUGGUCCUCGUCCCCUGCCUACCGGAUUCGUUCUUGAUGGCGGUUCUGAUUGGAUGAUUUUGCCACGAGCGUUCGUCGAAUAUGUGGCGUUUACACGAGACGCAUUAUUCAACGACCUAUUGGAGUAUUUUCGGUACAGCCUUCUGCCUGUUGAGAUGUUCUUUCACACUCUGGCCCAGAACACCCAUUUUUGUGAUUCGGUUGUCACGCACGCACUGCGUUUCGCUCACUGGGAUCGACCGCGUGGUUGUGAAUGCAAAUAUGGAUCAGUCGUCGAUUGGUGCGGGUGCUCCCCAGUUGCAUUUCGUGGUUUGAGAGGACAACAGCAAUUGUGCGCUCGUGUCGGUGGUUGUCUUGGAUAUCAACCUAGUGAUGAACCAGUAUUCUUUGCCCGGAAAUUCGACCCAACGGUAGAUCUGGAAGUGAUGGAGUUUGUUGUCAAGACAAUGUUGGGUAAAGUACCCUACCAGUCAACCCGACAAUUCUACCUCGAGAACAUCUAUUCCGGUGAAUUGGAGGCUGAUAGCACAUCUCUUCGGUUUAUCAUGCCUGCAAUCUUUGAGGCUCAGCUGCGGCAGCUAGAGAACUUGGUUACUAUUUCGUCUCCGAUUACGACACCGUCUGAUUUCCACAAACACCUAGACGCUUUCGCGCUUUUCAACGCAACUUACCAACGGCUUAGUUUAAAUGAGGAAUUCCCUUCCCUGAGACACUAUCCGCCGAAACUGGUUUUGAGGGCUCCCGUAUUGAUCACUGCUGGUCGUGUCGCUCCUUACUCCCUUAUCUUGGAAAUCCUCCUACAACCGCCGUCGCUCUUGUGGACUUCCGAAAUUCCUGUUUCCCAGGUUGAAUUGGGCGACGUAAUUUAUCUAGAGGUGGCCACAAUGUUUGACGGAAAAGAACAGCUCGUCCGGAACUAUCCUCGUCUUUUGACCACGGCGGACACACUCCAACUUAUUGUCAUGUGGAAAGGAGAAAUUGCUGCACCAGGACGUCAACCGAGACAACUUUCUACAGUUGCCAUCACAAUAAGUCCAGCACAUAGUCAUCCUUCAUGUGUCGGCCAUUCCACCCUAUCUUUAGGUGAGGGGAAGCACGUGCUCAGUGUAUUCGAUUGUCCGAGCUGUUUUCUUUUGGUAGUGCCGUUGACCUCUGUCCUACACAAUUGCUCCAUUACUGAUGGCCUUUGGCGAGUGCAUGCACGAGCCAACAGCGGGCAAGUCGCACAAACACAGUUCUUCCUAUUCCCCCUUGCACCUAUAUCAACGGAUCUGCUGUCUUCGUCAACCUGGGGUUCUCUCCAACCAUCAAACUUCUGUGUUCACUCCGAGGGUGUCCCUGCAGAGAUUCUUUCAACCUUCUACAAGUGGAAUUGUUCUGUGCAUGAGUGGUCCACAUUUUCUGACGACCAUGAACCUGCCAUAAAAUAUAACUGCGUGAAGGGGUACCAGGAUCGGAUCAAACUUCUCUAUUCAUUUCUUGGCCGGCUAAAACUGGCGAUCCGUAUUAUUCUCCCUUCUUCAAACGAAGUUCGAACGUUUUUGUGCGGACGGACCAAAUUCACCCUGUCCUUCGACGUACGUUUUGCAUCAAUGAAAAGUGAGGUGGUCCUGGCGAACGUGCGCUCACCGAAUAUCCCAUCUGUAAUCCAAGAGAAAGCAUUUGAACUUGUGGAACUCUUGACGUGUCUUGAGGAUCUUAUAAGCUCCAAGUACAAUAUAAUCGAUCCACGACCACUGGACAGCUCGCUACCCCUUGAGUUGGUGCACUACAGAGAGACGUUCCUCGAAUUAUGCAGAAAUUUCUCGAAAUGCGACGAAAACUGUUGUACUUUGAUACUGCUUGGACAAAAGUAUGGCUUGCCCCUUCUGCCGCUCGAAAUCCCGGAGGCAGUGUUUGAGCGGAUCGAACAGCAGAUAAGGUCAAAGAGACACAAUUCCUACUGGAAAACUCUGCACAAAACUGAUCUGCGAUUGUGGUAUGAACUGGACGAUAACUGCCUUCCCAAUUCGAAGUGGGUGCUGAGACCGUUGGAAAAUCUUAUUCCGUCAAUAAGAUCGAAUGUAAGCAGUGAAUGGUUAGACGUGUAUCUACACAACAAACUUGGCAUUAUACGGAAUGCCGUGAGAAAGAAAUAUUCGGAUGGGUAUUUGAAAGAGAAGGUGUUGUGGAGGAAACCGAACGGACUGGAAAGAGAGUUUCACCUUGACUACUUAGAAGAAUUUGCCAAGAAUAUCAGUACGGCCCUUAAAGAAUCCAUUGACCUCAGGGCACGCAGGAAACUCGAAUUACUGUUUUCAAACCUGUCCAACGUACCUAUACCUAAGGAGGCACUUCCGGAAUCUCCUUCAACGACCUCGCAGCAAAGAAACUCGACUACAUCUGUUUACCUCUGUGAACAACCUGACUCUCGGGUGCACCGAACGCGCGAUCUGCAGCGCGGGCUUCGUGCAUGGGACCAAGCGUGGAACUCCGUCGCCCAUUUUAGAGCGGCUGCCUACUUAGGGCAAUCCUAUCCUGAGGAAGUUCAGGCAGUCUUGAAUUACCUUGAAGAUACAAGUGAAGCCUCUGAAGUUCCCUUGCUGGUUAGCCAGGAGCCAGGUUUGGCAGACGAAAGCUCGGUUGAUUUUGCAAGCGCCGUUGCAGCAGAGGCAUUUAUUCAGGUAACGCUUUGA